AUGGUGCUAAAGCUAAAUACAACUACGCGCUAUGUGGUCCUUGUGCUGUUCAUCAUCGUCGGUUUGCAUUCUAUUCUUAGCUUCACGCACGAGGGUUACGGGCGCGCGACAUCCUUCUCCAACGUAGCAUCCAAGCUUUCGUGGUCGUCGACGCCGUCGCUAGAUCCCGUUCCGGAUGCGUACUACACCCCACCGAACACGGCGUCAAAUUUGACUGGCACCCGAAGACACGAUGCAACACUAUUGAUGCUGGCUCGGAACAGUGACACUGACAGUGCGGUGCGCAGUAUACGCGAGCUUGAGGAUCGGUUCAACACGCGACACCACUACCCAUGGGUAUUUUUAAACGAGGAGCCGUUUUCAGAUGAGUUCAAAAAGAGAGUUAGCAAUGUUGCCUCGGGUGAGGUGUCUUUCGGACUGGUGCCCCACGACCACUGGUUCCAGCCUGCCUCUAUCGACGAGGAGCGGGCGACGGCGAGCAGGAACAAGAUGAUGACGGAUCAUAUCAUCUACGGAGGCAGUGUAUCGUACAGGAACAUGUGCCGUUUCAAUUCUGGCUUUUUCUAUCGCCACCCUCUUCUUCAGCAGUACAAGUGGUACUGGCGCGUCGAGCCAGAUAUUCACUUCCACUGCGACAUUACUUUCGAUCCAUUCCAAUACAUGGAGGAUAACAACAAGAUCUAUGGCUUCACGAUCACAAUGUAUGAAUACCUCGCAACUAUUCCAACACUAUGGGAGACGGUGAAAGAGUUCAUCAAAGACCAUCCGCAAUAUGUCGCGCAGGAUAAUGCGAUGGGCUAUAUGUCCGAAAAUGGUGGUGACACAUACAAUCUUUGCCACUUCUGGAGUAACUUCGAGAUCGCAAGCAUGGACUUCUGGCGCGGGGAGGCGUACUCUGCGUUCUUCGACUAUCUCGACUCGAAGGGCGGGUUCUACUACGAGCGCUGGGGUGACGCGCCCGUGCACAGCAUAGCGGUGGCGCUGUUCGUGCCAAAAGAUAAGAUCCACUUCUUCAACGAGAUCGGGUACGAGCACAAUCCAUACACGCAUUGUCCCCGUGGCUCCGACGCAUGGGAACGGGGGAACUGCGCGUGCAGCCAGGAGCGCAGCUUCGAUUAUGACGGAUAUUCGUGUAUGCGCCAGUGGGAUCGGAUAUGGGAGGAUGCAUCGCCUUAG
Molecule: messenger RNA, 1176 nt
Organism: Sparassis crispa
Lineage: Eukaryota; Fungi; Basidiomycota; Agaricomycetes; Polyporales; Sparassidaceae
Product: Glycolipid 2-alpha-mannosyltransferase 2
Exons: 12
Coding region: 1-1176 (391 amino acids)
Biological process (GO): protein N-linked glycosylation; cell wall mannoprotein biosynthetic process
Cellular component (GO): Golgi apparatus; membrane
Molecular function (GO): alpha-1,2-mannosyltransferase activity
Source: RefSeq, a predicted model, not a curated record